This is a messenger RNA of Mytilinidion resinicola, 3956 nucleotides long. RefSeq names its product DNA damage-binding protein 1. Gene Ontology annotation, cellular component: site of double-strand break; nucleus. The transcript is spliced from 5 exons. Gene Ontology annotation, biological process: proteasome-mediated ubiquitin-dependent protein catabolic process; DNA repair. Bases 222 to 3599 code for a protein of 1125 amino acids. The record is from RefSeq and is a predicted model, not a curated record. NCBI's taxonomy places the organism in Eukaryota, Fungi, Ascomycota, Dothideomycetes, Mytilinidiales, Mytilinidiaceae. Gene Ontology annotation, molecular function: nucleic acid binding; protein binding.
GCAAAUCCUAGAUACACAGGAUUUCCACUUCUUGUUGUUUCGCUCUUCUUGCUGGCUGCGAUUUGUAUACCUCGCCCUGGUUGUCACGUCGAGCUCGCGUGAAGCCCAAAGCCUCGCAACGGCGUUAAUGACGUGAAUACCUCCGAACGACCUCAGCGACUAUGAUUGCUCAUCCAAGCUGUUAACACCUCUCCGAGCUGCAGCAGGCCAUCGACUUCACCAUGGCAUAUCUAGCUCCCAUCCACCGCCCGAGUAGUAUCCGCCAUGCGCUCAAGUUGAAUUUCUUGAGCGCAGCGGAAGAAUGUCUGGUCGUCGCGAAAGCCAACUGCCUCGAGUUCUAUUCCCAAAGCCCCGAUGGGCUGGUCCUCCAGCAUUCGAAAGCCAUCUAUGGCAAAGUCACCAUGCUUCAAAAGCUUCGACAAGCAACCUCAAUAACGGACCAUCUCUUCGUUGGCACAGACAGACAGAUGUACUUUACGUUAUCAUGGGAUCCUACAACGAAACAACUCCAAACCGAGAGGAAAUACGUGAGCGUAGCAGACAAUGCCGCAAGAGAAGCCCAGACAGGAAACCGAUGCCACAUCGACCCCACCGGGCGGUUCAUAAUAAUAGAGGUGUAUGAAGGAAUCAUCAAUGUAGUGCCGUUGGUUCAAAGAGGCAAGAAAAAGAAGGACGCGGAGAUUGCAAACAUGGGAGAGCCGCUUCCAACACGAAUAGAGGAGCUGUUCGUUCGUUCGUCAGCCUUCCUCCACCCUAGAUCACCACGAGAUGACAAGCCGAAACUCGCCCUUUUAUACGAAGACUCAAUGUCCAGAGUAAAAGUGAAGCUUCGGGAGCUUGAAUUUGCGAAUGCACCCGGCACUGGGGACAUGGUCAAGCUUGACGAAAUUCAGGAACUACAGGGAGAGCUGGAACUUGGAGCGAGCCACAUUAUUCCAAUAUCGGGACCCACAUUUGGUCUUUUGAUAUUGGGAGAAACUUCCAUUUCUUAUUACGACGAGACGUUGAACGAAAUACACACCAAACCCCUAGAUGACGCCACCAUAUUCGUAGCCUGGGAGCGUAUUGAUAAUCAGAGAUUCGUCCUAGCAGAUGACUAUGGCAAACUGUACCUGCUAAUGCUGGUCGUGGACGAGAACAAAAACGUUGCGGACUGGAAAAUGGACGUUAUUGGCAAAACCACGCGGGCCUCAGUCCUGGUAUAUUUGGACGGAGGACAGAUUUUCGUUGGCGCUCACCAAGGCGACUCCCAGGUAAUCAGGAUCUCCGAGAAGUCUCUAGAAGUCAUUCAAACAUUUGCGAACAUUGCACCAAUCCUAGACUUUACAGUCAUGGACAUGGGGAACAGGUCAGGCGAAGGCCAAGCCAACGAAUACUCUUCCGGACAAGCACGGAUCGUGACUGGUAGCGGUGCUUAUCAAGACGGAAGCCUUCGCAGCGUGAGAAGCGGGGUGGGCCUUGAAGACCUGGGCCUGCUGGGCGAAAUGAAGAACAUAUUGAAUAUCUUCAGUCUGAAGUCUUCCUCAACCGCCGAAUCCGUGGAUACACUUCUAGUCACAUUCGUAGACGAGUCGAGGGCAUUCUCCUUCGACUCAAAUGGAGAAGUAGAAGAAGUGGACAAUUUCAGAAGCCUGGCUCUGUCUGAAAACACGCUUUUAGCCUGCAACUUACCCCAGGAUCGGAUUCUACAAGUAACUGGAUCACAUGUCCAAGUUUCGGAUCUGGAAGGCGGUAUGAUCAUCGCCGAAUGGUCCCCUCCCAACGGUCAUCCCAUUACUGCUGCCUCUGCAAACGACAAGAGCGUUUUACUUUCUUCUGGAGGCGUACUGCUCUUUGUGCUAGAUGUCACCAAUGGCAUCAGGCCUGCAGCAGGAGAGACUGUUUCAGUGAAGUUCGGAGCCGACACUCAGGUGUCGUGUAUCGCCCUUCCAACCAUAACUCAGAAGCCAAUAGCAUUCCUUGGGUUCUGGCAACAGGCAAGAGUUUCCAUCGUCGAUCUAGUUACCCUCGAACCUAUUCAUACAGUCACUGUGGCGGAAAACUCAGUCCCACGGUCCAUGAUUCUCACGACCAUCUUUCAAGAUCAGCCACCAAUUUUGUUCAUUGCAAUGGCUGACGGAAAUGUCGUCACGUACUCGAUGAACCCGAACACCUAUGAGCUGUCAGGGAAAAAGACUAUCGUUCUAGGAACGCAGGAGGCAAACUUUCGGGCCUUACCACGAGGAGAUGGUACAUUCAACAUCUUCGCUACAUGUGAGCAGCCUAGCUUGAUAUAUGGGUCUGAGAACCGACUGGUAUACUCAGCGGUCACUGCUGAAAAGGCUAUUUCUGUCUGUUCAUUCGACUCGGAAGCCUAUCCUGGUGCAAUUGCAAUCGCAACCUCGGAAGAUCUUAGGAUCGCAGUAGUCGAUGCAGAGCGAACCACACACGUCCAAACACUACACGUUAACGAGACCGUCCGGCGGAUAGCCUACUCGCCAGCUUUGAAAGCGUUCGGCUUGGGAACUAUCAAGCGAAUACUGAAGAACGGAGUCGAGAUAAUGCAGAGCCAUUUCAAGCUCGCUGACGAAGUACUUUUCAAAGAGCUUGAUACGUAUCCCCUCAACGAAGACGAACUGGUAGAGAGCAUUAUGAGGUGUGAGUUAGACGAUGGAAGCGGAGGUCUCGUUGAAAGAUUUGUCAUAGGGACCGCGUAUCUUGAUGAUGAGCAAGACACUUCCCAGCGCGGCCGAAUAAUCGUCUUGGAAGUAACAGCGGAUAUCAAACUCAAAGAAGUCGGGGAGCUGUCCCUCAGGGGUGGAUGCAGGUGUCUAGCUAUGAUUCAAGGCAAGAUUGUCGCGGCGCUCAUCAAGACUGUCGUUAUCUACGCCUUCGAGUACACGACUCCGAGCAAACCCUUUUUCAACAAAGUUGCCAGCUACCGCACUGCAACCGCUCCGAUCGACAUCACCGUCACCGGCAACGCAAUCGUCAUUGCAGACCUCAUGAAGAGCGUUUCCGUAGUCGAAUACAAACGUGGCGAAGCAGGUCUCCCCGACACCUUGACGGAAAUCGCCCGCCACUUCCAGACCACCUGGGGAACGGCCGUCGCCGAAGUCGACGAGAACACGUAUCUCGAGAGCGACGCAGAGGGCAACCUCAUGGUGCUGAAGCGGGACACAAACGCUGUUACUCUUGAUGACAAGCGCAGGCUGCAGGUUACUAGCGAGAUGCUACUUGGGGAGCUGGUGAACAGGAUCCGCCGCAUCAACGUCGCAACGAGUCCAAAUGCGUUUGUAAUUCCCAGGGCUUUUGUCGCAACUGUCGAAGGCUCCAUCUACCUCUUCGCGCUCAUCAACAACCAAUACCAGAACCUCCUCAUUAGCCUGCAGUCCAACCUCGCCGAGCUGAUCCAGAGCCCCGGCGACGUCGAGUUCAACUCCUAUCGCGCGUUCAAGAACCAUGUCCGCGAGUCGAGCGAGCCGGAGCGAUUCGUAGAUGGCGAGCUUAUUGAGCGGUUCUUGGACUGUAGCCCGGAGGUUCAGGAGAAGGUGGUCGAGGGGCUAGGGGACGUAGAGGAGGUUCGAGCGAUGGUUGAAUCGCUGAGGAGGUUGCAUUAGGCGAAGUCGUGAUGCUGUACUGUUUGUGUGUAGACGGGUUGAACAUGAUGGGGUAUGAUUAGAGCGACAGCAUAGUGGGGUGGGUCGUUGGAUCCAGCAGCGAUGCUAAUUUAAGGAAUACAAUGCGUUUGAUCCAGCGCUGACCACUUCCUGGAAGGCCUGUUUCGGCGGUCAUGUUGCAAGUACUUACACUACUAGCUACGCCAUUGGUCUUCUAACCAUAUUGAUGUGGGGCGCGCUUUUGGUGUAUAGUGUAUCAGUUGAAGUAUCGUCCAACCUCUCUACGCAAUUCUGCCUCUUUUAUAAUUUUACCAAUAUUUCUCCCAUUACUCCCAAAUCCAACAACAAAGGGAGCCC